Aureobasidium namibiae CBS 147.97 is the source of this 705-nucleotide messenger RNA. Its product is annotated as transport protein particle component. Gene Ontology annotation, cellular component: TRAPP complex; cis-Golgi network; trans-Golgi network. Bases 1 to 705 code for a protein of 234 amino acids. Gene Ontology annotation, biological process: endoplasmic reticulum to Golgi vesicle-mediated transport; regulation of GTPase activity. NCBI's taxonomy places the organism in Eukaryota, Fungi, Ascomycota, Dothideomycetes, Dothideales, Saccotheciaceae. The transcript has 2 exons. The record is from RefSeq and is a predicted model, not a curated record.
AUGGCAACAACAACAACAUCACAAACCACAGACACCACAUCGUCCCAACCCCAAGUCGCUGCCUCGACCCUAGACUUCCUCCUUAUAGAACUAGUCCCCUUAGCCCAACGCAUAGCCACCGACCUGCACGCCCGCGACACCGCUCUCCUCUCUUCAUCCCUAGAGCGAAACAUGACUCUCAACACCUCCACCCUCGCACCUUCUGCGCCAACCACAACCCUCAGCACAGAAGGCCUUGCGCCCCACGACUCAACCUCCUCCUCAGAAGAUCACUCUGCAAUCCAAGAAUCCACGUUGCACCGCUUAGACACCCUAGGCUACCGCGUGGGUCUCGGUCUCAUCGAAAAGCUCUCUGCGCAAUCGGCUCGUCCGACCACGCCUUUGGACAUGAUCAAGUUUAUUUGCAAGGAUUUGUGGCAGGUCGUGUUUCGAAAGCAAAUCGACAAUUUGAAAACGAAUCACAGGGGCACUUUUGUGCUGACGGAUAACAAGUUUAUGGCACUGGGGAGGAUGAGUGUUGAUAGAGGAAGGGGGCCCAGGGGAACUGAGGAAGCGUUGGGAGCUGCACAACCGUUCCUCUACUUCCCCUGCGGUAUAAUUCGCGGCGCCCUCUCAGCAUUCGGUCUAAACGUCACCGUACACGCAGAAACCUCCGAACUUCCUCAAGCGAUAUUCCAAAUCCGCACCGUGGGCUCGAAACCGUAG